Molecule: messenger RNA, 3213 nt
Organism: Cataglyphis hispanica
Lineage: Eukaryota; Metazoa; Arthropoda; Insecta; Hymenoptera; Formicidae
Gene: Usp
Product: retinoic acid receptor RXR
Exons: 7
Coding region: 876-2138 (420 amino acids)
Biological process (GO): positive regulation of transcription by RNA polymerase II; cellular response to ecdysone; cell differentiation
Cellular component (GO): nucleus; activator ecdysone receptor complex
Molecular function (GO): RNA polymerase II cis-regulatory region sequence-specific DNA binding; zinc ion binding; nuclear receptor activity
Source: RefSeq, a predicted model, not a curated record
CUUUAGCGCCGUGCAUCUCCGAGUCAGUCAGUCAGUCAGUCAGUCAUUGAGUCAGUCAGUCGUGGUGAAUCGGGUCGCUCGGGUACGCGCGAGAGAUAUCGCCGCUCGCUCUCUCCGUAUACCGUGUGUAACUACACUUUACUCUCGCCUCUCUUUUUCUCUUUCUCUCUCCCUCUUUCUAUUUCUGCAUCCCGUAUACCCGCGUUUCUUCAUUAUUUUGCGUCUCUCUUUUUCUCUCUCUUUUCCGCUUCUUUUCGCUCGCGCUCUGACGGUGGUGACCGGGUCGCGCGUCACGGAUUCUCCGCUUCUUUUUCUCUCCCUUUCUCUCCACGAGAGUGCAUCGUCCAAGUAUCCCGCGACGCCUCACUUUCCGCGUUCUGCGCGUUUUACGGGUUGCGAGGAAACGCGAUUGUCAGCGAGACGAUGCGACGAGAUCGCCGGGGCUUCAGGUGUUGCUGGCACGAGAUUAGAGAAAGGAGGGAGAUAAGGAGAGAAAAAAGUUUACCUAUGGAUGAUAAUAGUUAAGUAACCGGUCGCGCGAUCGAUCACGAACGAACCAAAGAAGUGCAGUGAGCAACCAUACCAAAUCGAUACCAAAAGAAGGAAUUUAGCUCGAGUGAGGGGAAGGAAGGAAGGAAGGACAAGGUGGAAGGAAGGACUUUCGCGAGAUGACGCGGUGAGGGGAGAUCCGUUUAAAAAGAAACGAAAAAUAAGAAAAAAAAAAAAAAAGAAAAAGGGAAGAAGGCGAGAAGAGAGGAAAACGCGGGGUGGCGUGCGGCCUCGGGGGGGUGUGCGUGUGUGAAAGAUAAAAAGCCGACGAGAUAAAUCGGUCCACGGUGACGAGUGAAAGUAGAGCGGGCAAGCAGCCGGGCAAGAUGAUGAAGAAGGAGAAACCGAUGAUGUCGGUGACGGCCAUCAUCCAGGGGACUCAGGCCCAGCACUGGGCACGUGGCGGCAACAAUUGGUUGAGUUUGGAUAGCAAUAUGUCCAUGUCGUCAGUCGGUCCUCAGAGCCCCCUCGACAUGAAACCAGACACAGCUCUUAUCAAUCAAGGGAACUAUAGUCCAUCGGGUCCCAACAGUCCGGGCAACCUCCUGAGUACAUCGCCGAGUGGUCAGAGCAAGACGGUCGCGCCUUAUCCGCCUAAUCAUCCUUUGUCGGGCAGCAAACAUCUGUGCUCGAUCUGCGGCGACCGUGCAAGCGGUAAACACUACGGCGUCUACAGUUGCGAGGGGUGCAAGGGUUUUUUCAAGAGAACCGUGCGUAAGGAUCUAUCGUAUGCCUGUCGCGAGGAGAAGUCCUGCAUUAUUGACAAGCGGCAGAGAAAUCGUUGUCAAUACUGCCGGUAUCAGAAGUGCCUGGCGAUGGGGAUGAAGAGGGAAGCAGUGCAGGAGGAACGUCAACGCACCAAGGAGCGAGAUCAGAGUGAGGUGGAGAGCACGAGCAGUCUAUAUGCGAACAUGCCAAUCGACCGCAUCCUCGAGGCGGAGAAACGGGUCGAAUGUAAGAUGGAGCAUCUGGGAAAUUAUGAGAAUGCGGUCUCGCACAUUUGCAACGCCACCAACAAACAACUGUUCCAGUUGGUGACAUGGGCGAAGCACAUCCCGUACUUUACAACGUUGCCGCUAGUGGAUCAAAUGCUUCUACUCAAAGCUGGCUGGAACGAAUUGCUAAUAGCCGGCUUCUCCUAUCGUUCCAUCGAAAUGAAGGACUGCAUCGUUCUGGCAACGGGCACCACGGUGCAUCGAACUUCGGCGCUACAGGCAGGCGUGAUAACGAUAUUCGAUCGCGUGCUCUCGGAACUAGUGUCGAAAAUGCGUGAGAUGAAAAUGGACAGGACCGAACUCGGAUGCCUUAGAUCCAUUAUUCUCUUCAAUCCUGAUGCACGAGGUCUCAAGUCUAUUCAGGAAGUUACCUUGCUGCGCGAGAAGAUCUACGCCGCUCUAGAGGAAUAUACCCGCGUGUCUUGGCCGGACGAUCCCGGCAGGUUCGCCAAACUGCUGCUCCGCCUACCAUCCAUUCGUUCGAUCGGUCUUAAGUGCACGGAGCACUUGUUCUUUUUCAAGCUUCUCGGCGAGGAGCGGGCGGAAGUCGAAGACUUCCUCAAGGAGAUGCUGGAGUCACCGUCGGAUCCUUAGGAGCAGAAGGUGUGCCGCGUCUUGGGGCACACCGAUCUGUGAAAGGAAAACCAAGAGGAAGAGGACGACAAAAGAGAAAAUAGGAGUCCGCAUUCAAGUCGAGUUUUUCAUUCGAGAUGUUAGACAAUUUCUGUAUUGUGACGCCUUCCCAGCGCCACAAUACAGAUUAUCGCGCGUCGAGCGAGAUGGAAUUUACUUACUUCUCUUCAUCGCUAUUCUUACCUCCUCCUUUACCCCUUCCUGUUAUUUAUGUUUUUGUUAAAGCUUUGCGACUCUCGUGUCCAGCAUAAGGAGGCGGUUUUGAUUAAUCGAUUUGUACUGAACAUACAUAUGCGAAAAAAAUGAUAUGUAUAUAGGAUAUGUACAUGCCUUAUACGGCUUGUAUACGCGCUGUAGUACGAUUUGAGUGCGAUAAUUGCUGUAAUAUAAUUCAGGCUUUUGAAAUCGUUGAUCGGUCAUUAGUUAAUUUAUCGAACCGAUUAAAUUUAAUAACACAUGAAGAUCGAUCACAUCUUACAAAUGCAAGAUUGAUAGAAAAUUUAGUCUGAUAUUUGACAGAUAAAUCAAUGGAUGUCUUGAUUGGAGGUGUUAAUUUACGAAAAGCUUUAGGUAGAUAAAUAUAGUUUCAUCUAUAUAUACAAAUAUCGUCAACAACAAUCGCUGCCUCUUUAAUCUGUGACAUGUGUCGUGCCAUUAUCCGAGCGAAAAUCACGUUUCCACGCGAUAUUUCGUGCUGACGAUCGAUCCUUGUUUCGGACAGACAUCGCGUCUUCGUCGACUGCACUUUUCAUAAAAGUUCCUAGAAUGAUUUUUCUUUUUUUUUUCUAUUUUUGCACUUUAUUACAUUUUGUCUUUUUUUAUCUCGUUAUUUCUCUCUUUCUCUUUUUUUCUUUCUUGCGUAUUAUGGAUCGUUUUAGCGAUUUUGAUUUUCGGCGAGCUUGAUGAAGACGCGAUCUGUGCUUGCGAGUUCUCGGACACCUUUACAUUCCAACUCUGCCUCGAUUCGAAUCGUUAUUUUAAAAGAGCUACUUUAUUGCAUAUAGAUAUAUAUACAUACACUUGCAUCAGUGCGCGA